AUGGACGACCCAACCACUCUUCCCGAGCUCAUCUCCACCUUCACCUACUGGAUCACCCACACAACCCAAAAGAUCCACCUCGCCUCCCACCGCGCGCAGAAGCUCUUCGAGGACACCAACAAGAUGCGCUACGACUACACCGUGGGCCGCCGCGCCCUCAUCCGCAGCGGCUUCGAUGUCUCAAGUACCCCGCUAGAUGCCAGCAUGAUUCUCAAUGAAGACCUAAGGCCAGAGCAGAUCGUGAUGCUACAGGCCUUGCUCAACCUGAGAGGUUUGGUCGAGCGCCGCGAGGUCAUUAGGAGCCAGGUGGAAAACCAGAUUAACGAUCUUGGCGUGAUCAGGGGGCGGUUGAUCAUGAUGUUGGAGGAGUUGAGGGAGAUGGAGGCGAGGAUUGGUGGGGAUGAGGUUGAUGAGGGUCGGCUUGCUCAUGCGGCUGGCGUCAUCGAUGCGGUUGAGAUCAUUGAUGCCAUGCAGAACGAGGCUGCGACGGAGAUUGAGACAGGUGUUCAACAGAAUUAA
This is a messenger RNA of Morchella importuna, 519 nucleotides long. RefSeq lists its product as uncharacterized. The record is from RefSeq and is a predicted model, not a curated record. The transcript has a single exon. Lineage: Eukaryota; Fungi; Ascomycota; Pezizomycetes; Pezizales; Morchellaceae. Bases 1 to 519 code for a protein of 172 amino acids.